This is a messenger RNA of Cherax quadricarinatus, 506 nucleotides long. Its product is annotated as c-Myc-binding protein-like. NCBI's taxonomy places the organism in Eukaryota, Metazoa, Arthropoda, Malacostraca, Decapoda, Parastacidae. Gene Ontology annotation, cellular component: nucleus. Gene Ontology annotation, molecular function: transcription coactivator activity. The record is from RefSeq and is a predicted model, not a curated record. Gene Ontology annotation, biological process: regulation of DNA-templated transcription.
UACUCACUGCUAGGUCAACAGGAGCAGCAGGUGUAAGGAAACAGGCCCAACGUUUCGCCCGUGCCAGGGAUUGAUGCCAGACACUCGGUGUGGGAAUUGAGAACUCUAUACGAGGACCCCAACGAAAAUAAGUCACUGACUUUUUUGGGCUAUCCUAGAGCAUGGAUUCUGAACGAGAAAAGUUUCGUACUUACAUUGAAAAAUCGGGGGUCAUGUCUGCAUUGACUGAUGCUCUCGUACAUCUCUAUGAAGAAACUGAGAGGCCUCCUGAUGCCCUCCAAUACAUCAAAAGCACUCUAGGCACAAGAUCAGCUGAUGGUGACCGGAUACGGAUGUUUGAGGAAAAGGUGAAAGAAAUGCAGAACACUAUUGAAUCGCAGAAGGCAACAAUUGAAGCUCAGCAGUCGGAAAUUGCUUAUCUUAAGGAAUGCUUGACCCAGGCACAAGCAAAUAAGUUACCCCCUGAAGAUGCAACACAAGCUUAGCAAAUAACUGCCAACAUCGCG